Messenger RNA from Pyricularia oryzae 70-15, 168 nucleotides. RefSeq lists its product as uncharacterized. The coding region runs from base 1 to 168 and encodes 55 amino acids. The transcript has a single exon. The record is from RefSeq and is a predicted model, not a curated record. NCBI's taxonomy places the organism in Eukaryota, Fungi, Ascomycota, Sordariomycetes, Magnaporthales, Pyriculariaceae.
AUGGCCUUGGUUCAAAAGUUCGACAAAAGCACAUGGCUGAAGUACUUCGUCAUUUUCGCCAGUCUUCUCGACUGGGACGAGGUGUUCAAUGAACCUUAUGGGCUUGCCUUCUAUUUCGUAGAGGCCAUCUUCACGACCAUGUGGAUUUUCAGGUCUCACAGGCUGUGA